AUGGCCCCCGCCCGUCGUUCGACUCAAAUGCGCCCAUUACGCCAUCAAGGUCGUACCUUUUACACCACGGCCCUCAUCAUCACUCUAUUUGCCUGCUAUAGCUUUCUCCGAGGUCUCGGUCAUGGCGACUUUCGUCACACCCGAUCAAUCGCUGCUCGGUCCCUUGACGCACGCGACCUGGAGUGUCGACUCGUUCAUAAUGCCCCCGACAAAUGUUCCUUCAUAAAACAGAACUGCCCUGACGAAGAAGCCGGUCUGAUUUCAUACCUACAACUCUACUAUUGCUCCCUCGCCAAUGCCAAACCUGUCGCUUUCAUCAUCCUGGUGAUGUGGGUCAGUUUACUCUUCAGCACCAUCGGUAUUGCCGCCUCCGACUUCCUCUGCAUAAACUUGAGUACAAUAGCCAGUAUCCUGGGCAUGAGCGAGAGUUUGACAGGCGUUACAUUCCUGGCCUUUGGAAAUGGCAGUCCCGACGUCUUCUCCACCUUCGCCGCCAUGAGCAGCAACAGUGGAAGCCUGGCGGUAGGAGAAUUGAUUGGUGCUGCCAGCUUCAUCACGGCUGUUGUUGCUGGAAGUAUGGCCUUGGUCGAGCCCUUCAAAGUGGCUCGAAAGAGCUUCAUUCGGGAUGUGGGAUUCUUCGCCGUGGCUGCUAGUUUCAGCCUGGUCUUCCUAUCCGACGGCAGUUUGCGGCCGUGGGAGUGUAUCACCAUGAUCGCCUUCUAUGUCUUCUACGUGAUCUUUGUGGUCUCAUGGCAUUGGUGGCUUUUGAGACGACGAAGGAUCAGGCUCUCUGAAACCACCGCCCGAUUGCAUCAUCACAUUCCAGACGCCCAAGAACUCGAAGUGCCUGAAAUUGAUGAUGAUGAAGAGUCUCGUCCAGCAAACGAGCGUACCAACCUUCUGCGGGCAUCGUCGGGCGAUACCAUUCCAACGCUGCGCACUCCCGGAACUCCAGCUUGGAAGAUUGAAGAUCUCGACGAAGAUGAUGAGGCACGAGAUCGAUAUCUCGCCGAGUUGCAAAGCAAAAUGAGAGUGAGUCGAGCAGCCCGAGGGGAAAGGAGGAAUACCAUGACACCCAUUCGGCCGAGUUUGAUUGGCGCACUGGAAUUCAGAUCUCUUAUGACGUCUUUGGAGAAGAAGGGUACGAGCACUCAACCAAUUGGUCUUCGCAGAUACUCAGAUGAUGCAACAAGUGCGCUGAGUCCGAUUCCGGUCAGCGCUUCUCCUGGUGGCUCUCAUCCAGAACGCGUCAGCCACCAAAGGUAUGUGGACGUGGAGAGACAGCCUCACGGACAUGGCGUCCGUGGGCGAGCAGUAUCUGCAAAUGAUGCCACGAGUCUCCGGAUUAAUACGGAUUUUCUGUCUGAUCGAACAUCCGAUCGGGGUUCUGAAACGGUCCUCACCAGUGAAGGAUCAUCAUCGUCGAAUGCAGCCAAACCUCCGAGGGCGAGCGCCAGUAUAUUGCGCACACUGAAUGAGCCUUCUAGUCAUCCCCGGUUACCCUCUCCAAAACUUAUCGUGUCACCUUCUGGAUCUCAACUACCAUCAGAGACCGGAAGUCUUUCACCUGAGCCUGCUAAGUCACCCAAUCUUCUGGCCCCUCCGACCACAACGUUCCAUCGUCCCGAUUACAAUGACGAACAUCGAUCGGAAAGUCGGAGUCCAGCGCUUUCGCCCCGAACUGGUCCGACCCUGCAAGUGCCGAUUUUGCAUACUCCACAUCCUGACCAUAAGCGAUCCGUGUUGCAACCAGAAGAUUUUCCACCCUAUAUGGAUUCACCAAUGCUUCUCACUCCAAUAUCCUCGAGGCCUCCAAGUAUUCACUUACCUGCCCCCAGCGUGUCUCCGGAGUCUGCCCACCACCUUGGUCUCCUUCCAGAAGAGGAGGAGACGAUGCGCCGGUUCUCAUGGUGGCCAUAUAAAUACCUACCAGCUCCUCAAGUAAUUGUAUCAAUACUCUUCCCGACAAUUUAUGGAUGGCGGGAGAAGUCGAUUCUCGAUCGGAUAUUGGGCCUGAUUACUGCUCCAAGUGUCUUUCUCCUGACCAUCACUCUCCCAGUGGUUGAACCCCAAGACAAGAGGGCAGACACUGAUCCUGGAUUGUUGACACCCACGGGACAAACUCGGAGUCGAGCUCCAAGUCGGGUAGAACUGCUGUCAGAUACUCCUACCAUUGCUCCAAAGACAUCUCCGUCCCUCGGUCAGCCUCAUCCCUAUGAAACCGGAAUAUCACGACAAAUGUCCGAUUACCCUAAAAGUCCCAAUCCAGAAGCCGAUGAAGUAUCUGCAUCAAAGGAGUGGAAUAGGUGGCUUGUCCUCCUCCAAGUCUUCACGGCCCCUCUGUUCGUGGUGACCGUUGUCUGGGCAAAUAUGGAUGAUGAUCACACCAUCAAGCUUUAUGUUCGGCUAGUGUUAGGAUCUCUGAUCUUUUCCCUUGUAUCGCUCGCCGUCCUCCUUUCAUCCACCACGGCCGAUCGUGAACCAAAAUACCGACCCUUGUUGUGUUUCUUGGGGUUCGUCGUGGCUAUCGGAUGGAUUUCAACUAUUGCCAAUGAAGUGGUUGGAGUAUUGAAGGCCUUUGGAGUCAUCUUGGGAAUAUCCGAUGCCAUUCUUGGAUUGACCAUCUUUGCAGUGGGCAACUCCUUGGGUGAUCUCGUGGCAGAUAUUACCGUGGCCAAACUCGGAUUUCCUGUGAUGGCACUGUCAGCCUGUCUUGGAGGUCCCAUGUUGAAUAUCCUCCUUGGAAUUGGCAUUGGAGGUAUGUACAUGACCAUUCACAAAGCGACACAUAAGCACGCCAAGCACCCUCAAAAGCCGAUCAAAUACAAACCCUACGAGAUUGACGUGAGUACGACGUUGAUGAUUUCCGGUGUUACCUUACUGGUAACAUUGGUCGGGUUGUUGAUUGUGGUGCCAUUGAAUGGUUGGAGGAUGGACCGCAAAAUUGGACUGGGUUUGAUCAUAUUGUGGACAUUGUCUACGGUGGGCAAUGUAGCCGUUGAACUCCUUGGAUUUGGAGGAGAUACAUUGUAA
Molecule: messenger RNA, 3033 nt
Organism: Rhinocladiella mackenziei CBS 650.93
Lineage: Eukaryota; Fungi; Ascomycota; Eurotiomycetes; Chaetothyriales; Herpotrichiellaceae
Exons: 2
Coding region: 1-3033 (1010 amino acids)
Biological process (GO): intracellular calcium ion homeostasis; transmembrane transport; monoatomic cation transport
Cellular component (GO): membrane
Molecular function (GO): monoatomic cation transmembrane transporter activity
Source: RefSeq, a predicted model, not a curated record